AUGGACGGGUUCGGGUCGAACCAAAGAACACUUGCCGUUGAUCAAUGGAUAGAGAUCGUUAAUGGUAAAGGUUACGGUGCUCGUGGAGCAACCCAAACCCACUCGACUCGAUACGGUUCCUCCGAUUUUCAACCGUCGAUUCCGCCUCCUCCAGGAGCAGCUACAACGAAUGCUCAGUGGAGAUUCAUGGAUUCCGAAUCCAAAAGGAAGAAGAGAAUCGCGACUUACAAGGCUUACGAGAUUGAAGGAAAAGUUAAAUCGACGGUUAAGAAAGGGUUUCGCUGGAUGAAGAACACGUGCUCUCAGAUUAUACACGGAUAA
Messenger RNA from Microthlaspi erraticum, 321 nucleotides. Lineage: Eukaryota; Viridiplantae; Streptophyta; Magnoliopsida; Brassicales; Brassicaceae. The record is from the annotation of a GenBank genome assembly.